Boleophthalmus pectinirostris (great blue-spotted mudskipper) is the source of this 687-nucleotide messenger RNA. RefSeq names its product crystallin, beta B1, like 2 (gene crybb1l2). Gene Ontology annotation, biological process: visual perception; lens development in camera-type eye. Gene Ontology annotation, molecular function: structural constituent of eye lens. The transcript has 6 exons. Lineage: Eukaryota; Metazoa; Chordata; Actinopteri; Gobiiformes; Gobiidae. Bases 31 to 687 code for a protein of 218 amino acids. The record is from RefSeq and is a predicted model, not a curated record.
CUCCUGUACGCACACACUGCCACAGUCAGAAUGUCUGGAGGAGAUAAGUCCAAGUCUCAGACCGAUGGGAAAACCGGUCAAAACAAGAUGUCCGACUUUGGCAUGAUGUCCUACAAGAUGUGUGUCUAUGACCAGGAGAAUUUCCAAGGGCGCUGUUUCGAGAUCAUGAACGAGUGCAUGAAUGUGUGCGACUUUGGGAUGGACAGGGUGCGCUCUCUGAAGGUUUUCUGUGGUCCUUUUGUGGGCUUUGAGCAGAUGAACUUCUGUGGAGAAAUGUACAUUCUGGAGAAGGGAGAGUACCCACGCUGGGACUCCUGGAGUAACUGUCAGAGGAAUGAGUACCUGCUGUCCUUCAGGCCUGUCCGCAUGGACCCAGAGAAGCACAAGAUCUGCUUGUAUGAGGUGGGCGAGUACAAGGGCCGCAAGAUGGAGAUCAUGGACGACGACGUGCCCAGUCUGUUCUCCUACGGCUUCACCGACCGCGUGGGCAGUGUCAUGGUCAGCUGUGGCACCUGGGUGGGGUAUCAGUUCCCUGGUUACCGUGGCAGCCAGUACCUGUUUGAGAAGGGCGAAUACAGACACUUCAAUGAGUUUGGCGCCCGCUGCCCUCAGAUGCAGUCCAUCAGGAGGAUCAGAGACAUGCAGUGGCACCCACAUGGCUGCUACACCAUGGCUGCUAACAACUGA